ACUAAUUAAUAAACGGACCUGGGAACGAGUUCCGAGAAAGGUCAAAGGUAACGUUCUGUGUGGCGCCAUUUUUGGAGAACGGUAAAAAAAAGCUGCCAACUGUCAGCGGAAAGAACUAUGGGGAAGAAGACCCAGACACGGACUUCCCCAGUCACCUCGGCAGCAGGGAACUCACCUCCCACUAUUCCUGAUGGUCCUGACAUGGACGGUCUGUCUCAGACCUCCCUACGUGGCAGGAAACACAGGAGCAGGGGACGGGAGAAAUGUGCCGGAACCCAAGAACAGCAAAACACAUCCACAAGACCAAAAGCUGCAUCAACUGUGGUUAAAGAAGAGAAUCAGAUGGGCACUUCCAAUGGCACAGGUGCAGCGUUAUCAACAGACCACGGUGCAGCUGGGAGGGGGAAUUCAUCAAGGAAGAGAAGGAAGACAAGGCCUGGGGAACAAGGUCAAGGGGACACAGGCACAGAUGAGAACAACACUGCACUAGGAAAACAGCAUUCUGACAAGAGUACACAAAAAAGAGCAGUAAGAACUGAAGCACAUCCAGCAACACCUGGAGGUGCACAGGGACGUGGCAGGGGCAGGAAAAGGAAAGCCCCACCUGGUGAUGCUGGGAGGAAUGACAACAAAGCUGAUAAAACUGUACAUACAGGCAGUAGUUCUGGAUCCAGACCCUCACGAAAGAAAAGACGUCACAGCAGGGGAUCAUCACCUGCACAAGGACGGCCGUCGACAGAGGGUGCAAGUUGUUCCUCUGAAAAACCUGCAACCUCUGAUGAACAGGAAGUUGCAGCUACGUCAAGGACUUCUAGUAAAUCAAAGGAAGACAAGAAGAAAGGAAGAGCUGGAAAAGAAAAGGAUUCUACCCUUCAAACCAAACAUUGUAAAGGUAACAGAACCGAAACCAAAGUGACAAUCAAAGAUGGUGGUACAGAAGAUAGCAGCUCAAGUGCCAAAGGACAGAAGAGGAAAAAGAAGAAGAUGAAGGGAUCAAAAACAGAACUGGGCACGGAGGAGGCUAGAGGCACAAAGACAGAAACUGCAGCAGAGGCAGUUGAGGCUGAGAAAUGUGCCAUCUGUCUGGAGGAGUUGACAGACCAGCGUGUGGGAACGCCUGCCUGCUGUCGCCACUCCUACUGCCUGGACUGUAUACAGACAUGGGCACAGAGGAAAAACAAAUGCCCGGUUGACAACAAAACGUUCCACGAGAUUGUUGCCCGAGAGAGACUGGGAGGUGCCGUAACAGACAGGAUCCCAGCCCCUGACAGAAAUGAGGUCCAUCCUGAAGACGAUGAUGACCUGUUCACCAUCAACAUUGACGGGGAGGAGGUGAACAUCCUGGAACAGCUGAACGGGUACUUCCUCAGGUACCAGGAGGGGUGGGACCACUGGGCCGAUGGUGAUGAUGAUGAUGAUGAGAGUGGCUGGGUGUCCAUUGAUGAAGAUGGCGAUGACAGUGAUGAUGAUGAUGACGAUGAAGAUGAUAGUGAUGAGGAUUCAUACACUGAUGACACCAGUGAGGAGGAGAGGGACGACAGUGACGGUGGCAGCUAUAGUGCAUCCGAGGGGGACUGGGAUACCUUUUUUGAUGACAGUUAUGAAGGCAGUUAUCGCGGAGGUAGUUCUCCCGACCUCGACAGUGACAGUGACAGUCAUGACAGCAGUGGGGCUGAUGAUGAUGAUGAUGAUGAGACCCCGUACGGUGGUUAUGGCGAUUAUGGACCACCUGAUGACUACAAUGCCAGCAGUCCCUACAGUAACCAGGAUGGUUCAUUUGAAGAAGCCUCAGGUCACGACGAUGACCAAAGUGGCUAUGAUGAAAACGGGGAUUAUUACAAUGACGGCUACAACAAUGAAUAUGGUGAUGAUGGUUACGAUGCCUAUAACGGUGGCUAUUGUGACCCUGUAUACCACGAUUCUUUUGAAUUUGGUGGCUAUGACCAUGGGUACAAUGACCAAAGCAAUAACGGAGACUACUAUGAUGAUGGGUAUGGUAAUGACUACAGUGAUAGUUAUGACCAGGAUUCUAAUGACGACAGUGAUAGCAGUAGUAGUGACUGGUGAUACCUGUAGACAUCGAAUAUUUCUUGCAGAAAAGUUUCACUUCUUGGAUAGAUGGAAUACAACCAACAUUAUAUCACUUCUUACUGUCACACAUAGCAGAAUAUGGCCUACCGAACACUGCCAAACUCCCCCCCACCAUGGUUGGGAGUAAUUGUUGGGAGCAACAUCGGCUGUGGUUGGCUGGCAUUCGGCAAGGUUUGCU
This is a messenger RNA of Branchiostoma belcheri (Belcher's lancelet), 2269 nucleotides long. Its product is annotated as dentin sialophosphoprotein-like. The transcript has 8 exons. The record is from RefSeq and is a predicted model, not a curated record. The coding region runs from base 118 to 2067 and encodes 649 amino acids. Lineage: Eukaryota; Metazoa; Chordata; Leptocardii; Amphioxiformes; Branchiostomatidae.